AUGGCUCGUUUGCCAGUGUUUGGUGUCGCUAGCAUCUUCGUCAUUUUUGCACACUUUCAAGUUUUGAACUCUUUCACUGUGAGACUGACGCCGAACAUAAAGGAGCAGACCUCGAACUUGGGUGGAUCGUUUGUCUCUACGUGCUCCUACGAUGAUGUCUCGCCGUCUGACAACGUGAAGAUUCAUUGGACCGAUCCUUACAACAAAACCAUCAAGGAUGUUGAUGGAAACCAGAGGGUGUAUUAUGAAAAAGUUCAUUCCGGGUUAAAGUUGUUUGUAAAGCACAUCAACGAGAAAGACACAGGCAAGUAUUCAUGUAGAGUCGUCGUCAAUGGAAUGCCGAAGGAAGAGCACUUUAAACUCACUCUGCUGCACAUUGUGCUUCAUAUAAGAAUCUUGUCCGAUAUGUUAGCUCUCACAAUUUGA
Helobdella robusta is the source of this 426-nucleotide messenger RNA. RefSeq lists its product as hypothetical. NCBI's taxonomy places the organism in Eukaryota, Metazoa, Annelida, Clitellata, Rhynchobdellida, Glossiphoniidae. Bases 1 to 426 code for a protein of 141 amino acids. The record is from RefSeq and is a predicted model, not a curated record. The transcript has 4 exons.